Prorocentrum cordatum is the source of this 2199-nucleotide messenger RNA. The record is from the annotation of a GenBank genome assembly. NCBI's taxonomy places the organism in Eukaryota, Dinophyceae, Prorocentrales, Prorocentraceae.
AUGGCGCCGACCUACGCCGAGCCCCGCCUGGCGCCCCUCGCCAGCACCUUCCAGGUCUGGGGCGCGCCGCCCCGCGCACGGAAGCGCAGCCACAGCUACUCGGGGUAUGCGCCCCACGGCCUCUGGCCGUCGCUCGGCGACCUCGGGGAGUGGCGCGGCGGCGGCGGCGGCCGCUGCGCCCCGCCUGGCGUGGCGGCGUGCACCUCCGCCACCUCGGACGGCGGCUCGACCUCAGCGCCCGAGAGCCGCGCCACAGAGGCGCCGGGCAGCCCGAGAGGACGCGAGGAGCAGGCGGGCGGCCUCGAUGAGGAGACCGCGCCGGAGCUGUGGCCGGACACCGACGAGGACGAGGAGGAGUACGAGUGGACGCCCUGCAGCACCCGCAGAGGCGCCGUGGCCCCAGCACCCGUCGACACAGGGGCCGGGGCGGAAGGCGCGUGGGGCCUCGCGCUCCUGGCGCCGCCACGGGUCCUUGCCACGACCCCGGACACCGUGGCCGCGUGCUCCCUGACGGUGGCCGCAGCCCUGUGCGGGCCGCCGACAGCUCCGCCAGCCCCGGUGCCUCUGCACGGACACGCCGAGGCCGCGCCGCUGGGCGCCCUCGGACUGCCAGUGCUGGCACAGGCCGAGCUGCGCGCGCCGGCGCCCCUCGCAGCACCGGCGCUCCUGCCGGUGGCCGCCGUGGCCUUUGGCGGCCAGCGCUCCCCGGCGGCCCACACUGUGCUGGCCGGCGCCGCGGCCGCCACGCCGAGCGGCGCCGACAGCCUGGAGUCCGCCAUGCGGGCUGCCGAGGCGGCGCUGGCGGCCAUCGAGGCGGAGGAGGCGGCGUCCGCGGAGGAGGGCCGCGGCCGCGCUGCAGCCUCCCAGGGAGGGGCAGCGGCGGCGGCGAGGGUGGGGUGCGCGGCGGGGGGCGCGGCGGGGGCUGCGACGGCGGCGCCACAUCACGUGGUGCAGGUUUGCGCAGGGAGAGCCGCGCGGCAGAUCAAGCGGGGGGUGACUUCCCUGAUGCUGCGCGGCCUGCCACGGGAGGUGGGCCAGCGCGAGCUGCUGGAGGAGGUCCACCGCUCGGGCUUCGCCGGCAGGGUCGACUUCUGCUACAUGCCCCACGAUUUCGCCUCCGGCAAGAACAAGGGCCACGCGUUCCUCAAUUCUCGGCGGACUUUGUCUCGAGCGAGGUGGCUACCGAGUUCCAGAGGGCGUGGCACGGGCGCCCGACGUGCGCGGGCCGCCCAGUCGGUGCGCCCGGGAUCGACAUCUCCGUGGCGACGCUGCAGGGCCUGGCCGCCAACGUCAGCAGGUUGGAGAACCCCCGCACGAGGCGCGUGCGCAAUCCGGACUACCAGCCCUUCGUCCUGGACAGGCUCGCCACCGGCGCGGCGCGCCGCCCCUGAGGAUCAGGGGAGGAAGAGGCACCGGUGCCGCACCGAUGCCGCUGCUCGUUCUGAAGAUACAGUCAAACCGCAUAGCAAGGAUGCGCAACGCUCCCAGGCUGCCCCUGCAUCCUUCCCCUUGUUGCCCAUCCUUGGCCGCGUUCGCUGGCCGCGCCGCGCUCGCAGAGUGUCGGCAUGGCUCUCCAAGGCCCUCGCAUCCGUGCCAUCGUGCGGCCUUGCUGUAAUGGAGCUGGCUGUGGCGAUGUCGGUGCACCGCGGUGGCCCCCAGCGAGGGGGCCAUGCCCUACCGGGCAGCCGCUCGGCGGGGGUCCGCGAGCGCCGGGUGGGCCUCGAUACCCUGCUCCUUCGGGCGGCACCUCCUCUCUCCGCACGUCGGCCGCUCUUCCUGCAGGCGGCGCGCUCCUCGGCACGCCCAGCGCGCGCCCAGACGAGGCACUCUGGCCCUCUCUCUCUCUCCGGGCGAUCCUGCCCGGCCAGAAGCUGCCUCUCGUCCCUAGGGCCUCUCGGUCCACUUCGGAUCUCCGCGGGGCGCUGGUGUCGACCUCCGCUGUCGUUGGCGCGAUGCUGGUCUAUCGCCCCCCCUCGCGGCGCGCUGCUCUGCGCGCCCCUGCAGCUCGAAGCGAAUCUUCGCGAGGGCGCGUGUGCAGCUCGCUGGAUGUACCCUCCAGGCGUUCGGCUCGCGCAUAUUGCAUCUAUCCCCCCCUGUCGCCCGGCCCGAUGUGUUCGCACUGCAGGGCCUGCGCGUUGUGCGGUCCCUGGAGCUGCGCAGCUCCACGCGGAGCUCGCCUUUUUGUUUUCUCCGGCGAGG